AUUGGAUUAUACUUCCACAGAGCUAACUCUGUUGUCAAACAAAACCAUCAUGGAAUCUCCACUUUACGCAAAUUCCAUUUCCAUUUUUCUUCUCUUUUGAUUUUCCCUUUCCCAUUUCCUCCCCUAAACCUUACACAAACUUUCUUCUCCAGUGAGAAUAAUUUUUACAUGGAAUUUUCAUCUGGCACACAUUGAUUUUCUCUAUCUUUUAUUAUAAAGGAAUAUCUCAUUCUUGCCCUCAUGUCCAAAGUUGGAAGCAUAUUUUUCUGCUGCAGUUCAUCAAAUAAAUAUAACAGACUGGAUGCGAAGCUGGGAAGAAAAAUGGUUGAAGUCAAAAGAAAUUCAGCUGGACAUGACAAUUUCAAGUCAUUGAAUGGCAUAAUCUUGAGAUUUCCUCAAUUCAAGGAGGGAUUACAAAACAUCAGGGGUGUAUUUGAACAGUAUGAUGAAGAUUCGAAUGGAAGCAUCGAUCGCGAAGAACUCAAGAAAUGCUUACAACAGCUACAAAUGCAUAUGACCGAGGAGGAAGUCGAGGAUCUUUUCCACUCUUGUGACAUUGAUGGAAGUGCCGGAAUACAAUUCAAUGAGUUUAUCGUUCUCCUAUGUCUCAUUUAUCUUCUCAAAGACGAACAUUCUCUCACUAAAUCAAAGCUGGGUUCACCUCAACUUGAAGCAACUUUUGACACAAUCAUCCAAGCUUUCAUAUUUCUAGAUAAAAAUGGUGAUGGCAAGCUCAACAGGAAAGAAAUGGUCAAGGCUCUGAAUGAGGCUUCUCCAUAUGAGAGAUCCCCUGCACGCAUUACAAAGACUAGAUUCAAGGAAAUGGACUGGAACAACAGUGGGAAGGUGAAUUUCAGGGAGUUUCUAUUUGGUUUCAUUAACUGGGUUGGAGUUGACACUGAUGAUGAUCUCUCUCCCACAUGAAUUUAAAACAGGAGAACACAUGAAGACAAUGGAUUUAAAAUAAGGUCAGAUUGAUACAAUGUUCAAAACUGAAUGACUUUGCCUAGUGAAUAUAGUUAUAUACUAAUUACUAUUGUUUGUUUGUUUGUUUGUUUCGUUUGGUGAAUUGUAAUGUUCAGACGAUCUUGUGGAUUAAAUUACAUAAUGUUAUUCUUACUGUUGUUAUUAUACGGUGUUGACACAA
This is a messenger RNA of Cucumis sativus (cucumber), 1147 nucleotides long. Its product is annotated as probable calcium-binding protein CML22. The transcript is spliced from 5 exons. The record is from RefSeq and is a predicted model, not a curated record. NCBI's taxonomy places the organism in Eukaryota, Viridiplantae, Streptophyta, Magnoliopsida, Cucurbitales, Cucurbitaceae. Bases 241 to 924 code for a protein of 227 amino acids. Gene Ontology annotation, molecular function: calcium ion binding.